Molecule: messenger RNA, 4109 nt
Organism: Plutella xylostella (diamondback moth)
Lineage: Eukaryota; Metazoa; Arthropoda; Insecta; Lepidoptera; Plutellidae
Product: enolase-phosphatase E1
Molecular function (GO): magnesium ion binding; acireductone synthase activity
Source: RefSeq, a predicted model, not a curated record
AUCAGUCUUGCUCACCCCGCACUUGCGUCGACCGCGUAUCGCUCAAUUAUUUUGUCGGGUGUGGGGUAGCAGAUUUAUAAAUCCUUUUCUAAUAAUCUUUUUAGCAAGUUAUUUGCUUGCAUAAUGGCUAAUUGUAUUAAGGAUAUCGGUGACAUCGUUAAGAAGGCGAAAGUUUUACUACUGGACAUAGAAGGGACAACAACAUCGAUCAGCUUUGUUAAGGACAAGUUGUUCCCGUAUGCCUCGGCGCACGUGAAGCAGUACCUAGAGGCGCAGUGGGAGACGGCGGAGGUGAAGGAGGCCGCCGCCGCGCUCAGGAAGCUGUCGCUAGAGGAUGAGGAGAACAAGGUCGACGGCGUCGUCAAGAUCCCUGCUGAGGAUGCGUCCAAGGAAGACCAGAUCGAGGGUCUGGUGAACAACGUCAAGUGGCUGAUGGGCGCGGACCGCAAGGUGGCGCCACUCAAGACUCUGCAGGGACUCAUCUGGAAGCAGGGGUAUGACAACGGCGACAUCAAGGGACACGUCUACGACGACGUGCUAGCGGCGCUCGAGCAAUGGCACUCAGUAGAAGGGCAGAAAGUCUACAUCUAUUCAUCCGGCUCGGUGCAAGCUCAGAAGCUGCUGUUCGGCCAGUCCCUCGCCGGGGACCUCCUCAAGUACAUCGACGGCCACUUCGACACCGCGGUGGGGGCCAAGCAGGAGGCCGCCAGCUACACGAAGAUAGUCGAGCAGAUCGCAUGCAAGCCCGAGGAGGUUCUGUUCCUGACUGAUAUUUUGAAAGAAGCGGAAGCGGCGCGCUCCGCCGGUCUCCUGACAGCACUUCUGAGUCGCGAAGGCAACGCUCCCCUGCCGGAUGACGUCACAGACUCCUACCCAGUGCUGCAGACCUUCGCGCAGCUGACGCCCAGCAACAAGCGCAAGCCCGAACAGGAAGACGAGCCACUGCAACCCGCUAAAGUUCCUAAGACUGAUCCAGAAGUAGCAGAGAAACCUGCUGCAGAAGAAGCAAGUGCCAAAACUGAUGUCGAAAAAACUGAAAAAAUGGAAGUUGAGGAAGAGAAAACCAAGACUGAAGAAACUAAAACCGAAGAUAAAGCCCCUGUGACAGUAGAGACUAUUGUUGAAGAGAUCACAGACACAAAAGAGCCAAUCGACGCUCCGAUGAUCGAUGCCGAACCAAUUGUUACUGAAGAUAAGACUGAAGCCGAAAAGAUAGUUGAAAAGGAACCUGUUAAAAUGGAAGAGGAGGUUAAAGUCGAAACUGCUAAAUCAGAACCUGCGAAGAAUGGUACCGCUGAACCUACAGAAGUGAAAGAAACCUCAACUCCUACUGUUAUAACUGAGAUUGAAGAAGUAACUGACAAGCAACCGAUUGAUGAAGUUGGUGAAAUUAUUGAGGACCUCGAACCUAUUGUAGAAGAACCACAGAGCGUUGAAGCUGAAAUGGCCGAUUUACAAAAUGUUGGAGAAGUGCUAGAAAAGGAAUGCGAUGAGAUUCUGUCCAAAGUUCAAGACGUCACGAAUCUGGAUAGCAUUGCGGUUAAACCUAUGUUGAACUCUAUUGCCGAGGAAAAUAAUAUGGAGACGGAAAACUUAGAUACUAACGAGUUAGUAGAUAGAAUAUUAGACACAGAACAAGAAAUGAAAAUGGAACGGGAUAUCGAGAAUAGCAACAAAGCGAUUGAUGUAGCAGCAGAGGCAAAGAAAUCCGAGUCUAGUGCAGCGGCAAACGGUGUUAAAGAUGAAGUGAAACCUGUAGAGGCACCUGUUCCAGAGGCCAAGGAAAAGAAUGGAGAUGAGACAUCAAAAAUUGGUGCCACAGAAGAAUCGAAAGUAGAAGAAAGCAGUCCCACAGAAUCGAAACCAGCAGAGGAAAAGGCCACAACCGAAUCACAAAAACCCGAAGUCAAAGCUGAAGAAAAAGUCACGCCUGUGGAGAAAGAGGUGCCAGCGGCAGAAACAAAAGAAGUAGCGGCCGUAGAAAAAGCCGAAGAUAUUAAAGAAGUUGCAAAAAUGAACGGCAAUGGAACUAACGGUAACACAGAAGCUCUCAACGGAGAUGCCAGUAAACAGGAAGAGUUAAGUGCGAGGUUAACCGCCGAGAAUGGUAAAGCAGUGAACGGUGCCAAUGGGGACUCGAACGGUGUGGAAGCUAAAGAGGAAGGCAAAGAGGUAGCAGAGAUCAAGGUCAAGAGCGUCCCUGCGGUGGAGGCGCCCACUGAUCCAAUAGAGCAGGCUACAGAAGCAUAAGGUACUGGUAGGUAAGUGGGGAUCGUUGGAUAAUGCAGGGCACCGGAACGGUAGUUGGUCCACAUCAGAAUGACAAGACUGAGGUUGCUUCCAAGCUAAACUCUUCCUAGUUUAUACGUGUAUUGAAAUUUUACUCUACUGCCGCGGCGGCUCAAAGUAUACACUGUCUUACUCCAUUUUUGUUCAGGUAAAAACAUAUUUCGAUUGAUUUAUAUUUAUUUUAAAGUUCUGGGGCUGUAACUUAAUUUGGCACAUUUCGGUGGAGACAAAGACUUUCUAUGAAGCUUAUCCAAGACUCAGAGUCAAUUUCGCCCAUUUUGAAGAUUAAUUUACAAUAACAAACCAGUGAAGACCAUGCUUGUACUCGGUGCAUUCCAUACUUACAGUGUGUACUUAUUGUCGCCUAUUUCGUAUUUGACUAAGAUAACUUUUAUUCGUAAGUAUUAACCGUAUUGUGAUUCUUAAUAAUUGUAUGUAUUCAAUUUAAUGUAUGAAUUACCUUUGUGUCAAACAUCUCACUUUCAUUUGAAGUUGGGUUACAGGUCUCUUUAAUUUAAGUAAUAACAAUCCUUUGUGAUGUUUGGUAUGUGAUAAUGAUUGCUAUGUGAGAUAGGAGUGUUUUACUAUUAUUUUAAGAAAGACUGUGAAUUAAGGAAUGCCUAGUGUGUUUAAUAAUAAAUUCAAUUACAUUUGGUACAGGCCUACAGGCGCCUAUGAAUGGAUGCGAAACAAAAAUAGAAAAGUUAUGUUUUAAUUGAAUUGCAAUGUCUAUAGCUUCAAAUAGAAUGGGCAUAUGAUUUGUCCUAUGCCGUUUAUACUAGUCUCACAAUAUCGUAGCCAUUGAAAUACAAUUGAAACAUGGAAAAGGUUACUGCAGCAUAAUUUUAUGUGUCCUUUUGGGUAUACAAAUCCUUCAUUAUAUCUAACUAAUCAUUUUAGAUAUAUUAUGACAGUAUUAUAGGUUUGAAUUGAAAUAUCAUCGUUACAUAGACAGCAAAAAUUCUGAAGUAGAACGAGAUGUAGUUAUAGCGAACUUUAUAGGUAUAUUGAAUUGUAUGAUAGAAAACCCAUGUGUAUAAAACCAUAAAAUGUGGUUUUAAAAAAUCUAAUCAAAAAUAUUUUUUCUCACUUUUGUGUUCAUGUGCAGAUUGAUUAUUUUAUCAGUGAACGAGUUGAAGUCGUUAGGAUAUGUUUCACUUACUUACCGUCAACUCGAUCACCAAGAAAAUAGCAUUCUGUAUAGUUUUGUUUGACAGACUGAUUUUAAUAGGUAUUUUAUUGGUGAUAAUUUUUGAUAAGAAUCUCACGUAGUACGGAAUCUAGUCGUUACUAUGAUUUGUAAAGGUACAGUCAUAUUUGGUAGGUUUUAAGAGGACACUGUAAGCCGAUUUCAAAUGAAAGAUCCUUUUGUCUAGACUGAUUUUUUACUGAGUUUUACAACCUAUAUAUUAAGCCCUUUCUCAUAUCUAAUCACUUGUCAUAAGUUCCUUAAUUUAAAUUUAAAAUCUGAUGCUCUUCUUCAGCCGAUUUCAUAUAAUAUUAUAUUUGUAAUGACAGACACUGAAUAUUGAAUUAUUUAAUCAAUUCGUUUCUGUAAAUGUGUGGGUGAAGAAGAUGCAUCUGCUUUUGACGGAGACAUCACACUUCCUAGUAGAGUUAUGUACAAUGACUAGACAAGAGCAAAUUCCUAAUCAAUAAGAUGUAUUUAAAUUUAUCGUACAGCAUUUAAUAAGUUCAUACAGUUUUCGUUGUAGGACGUACAUUUGAAAUAGUCUUGAACAUUUCAUUGAAAUGUAAUAAUUUAAUUAGUAAUCAUCAUCAUUAAUGACGUUGAAAUAUAAUGGAAGUAGAAUUUUUCA